GCGGUGGGGCAGGAGAGCGGGAGAGCGGCGGGUUGGUCGCGGGGUAACAGUCAGAGUUUGCGCAGCCCUGCUGUGUUGUUCGCAUGUGGAAGUGUUUAACGCUGAUAAACGGAUUAUUUCUGGGUUUAUUCCGGACCGGCUGAAAGAACCGAGACCCUGAAGGCGAGAGUCGUGAGGACGUACAGCCGUGAGUGAUGAAGAUCCCUCCAGCCUGUGUGCUCUGAAUCAUAACAGAAACACACACACACACACAGAGAAUCAUGUCGGAGAAGGAGGGUCGCUGUGAUCUGGCCCUCACCCCAGGGCAGGUCUACGUGGAGGUGGAGUACGACUACGAGUACAAGGCCAAAGACAGACUCAUCUCCAUACAUCAGGGCGAAUGCUACAUACUGGUCAGGAAAACCAACGAGGACUGGUGGCAGGUGCGCCGAGAGGAGGGCACCAAAGCCUUCUACGUACCCGCCCAGUACGUCCGUGAGGUGCGGCGAGCGCUCAUGCCUCCCCCCAAACCUCGCGCCAAGCCCCCCAGCAUCCUCCACAUCUCCCAGUGUCCUUCAAUCAACGAGAACCCUCAGCAGCACCGAGCUCCCCCAGAUAUGAUCAGCUUCGGCCGCCCGCCCCCGUCCACCACGCCUUCCCCCUUACCGGGGCAGCAGACCCCACCCCUACUGCUGCGGGACACCAAUCAGAACGCGGGCAUGAGGGACGUGCUCGCCGAGCUGACUCUCCUUAACAACAACAACCAUCAUGACCAUCACCAUGGCAACUCGCUGCUCUCGCGCAUCAGGCCGGAGUCGCCACCCAAGGAGCCGGGUUGCCGGGGGAAACCCCCGGGAGGGUUGCCGUUGGAUACGGACGGAUCCUCCCCGGGAGAGGGAUCGGAAAAACUGCGGAACGAUUCGGAAUCGGGAGACGAGCUGAGCAGCAGCUCCACGGAACACAUGCAGACGGUGUCCCCAACUGGACCGGGCCGGUCGGACUCCCCAGUCUACACUAACCUGCAGGAGCUGAAGAUCUCCCAGUCCUCUCUGCCCCCCAUCCCCUCCUCCUCCCCCCUGCAUGUACUGGGUGACUGGGAGACCCACAAAGACCUGAGCGGGAGGCAUUUCUACUACAACCGCACCACCCAGGAGAGGACCUGGAAACCACCCCGCUCACGAGACACCAACGGGGGGAGCCGCACUGACACGGCCAGUACCGGAGACAUGGAGAUGCUGUCUUCUGAAGAGAACUGCCCGAGCACUCACUCCAGCCAGUCAGAUAGUCAGUAUGGGUCGCCACCCAGAGGCUGGUCUGAAGAGCUUGACGAGCAUGGCCACACACUGUAUGUUUGUGAAUACAAUAAUGAGAAGUGGAUAAAGCAUGUGGAUGAGCAGGGCAGGCCGUACUACUACAGUGCUGAUGGGUCUCGGUCUGAGUGGGAGCUCCCCAAGUACAAUCUCUCCCCUCCAAACGCUGGAGAAGCUCCUAAAAGUCGCAGUUUGGAACGGAAGCAGCCAGACCCCAUCGUUUUAACCAAGUGGAGAUACAGCACCUAUGUACUAGACCUUACUGACAAGCUGUCAGUCAAAAGUAGGCGGUUCAGCUCGGAACGCCUCUCCAGGGCUUUUGGCCUAUCAUUGUACACACAUCAAGAGACUGGGACCAACAAACACAUCUCCCCCGACUCCGACUCCUGUCCCUCCUCACCUAAACACCCCUCUACACCCUCAGAAAAGUGUGGAGUCCUCAAUGUCACCAAAAUCACAGAGAAUGGAAAGAAAGUCAGGAAGAGCUGGACGUCAUCCUGGACAGUUCUUCAGGGGUCCACGCUGCUCUUUGCUAAGGGUCAGACCAGCAGCAGCAGCUGGUCGUACUACCGCAAUGGCUCAUUCCCUGAGCUCCUCCUCUCGUUGCUAAGCAACUGGAAGCGUUCAGUUAAGCCCCGCCCUGCGGUCUCCUAUAAGCACUUUGGGCGUGGCCAGCCUUGCUCUUUUGGAGGAAACCAGUCGAAACCGGAAUUCACGGUGGAUCUUCGUGGAGGUUCAGUGGAGUGGGCAUCGAAGGACAAGUCCAGCAAGAAACAUGUGAUCGAGCUAAAGACGCGUCAGGGCACAGAGCUGCUGAUCCAGUCUGAGAUAGACAGCGUCAUCACUGACUGGUACAAGGCGCUCACUGAGGCCAUCAAUACACACGCAUGGGAGUCAGAUGAAGCUAUUGAAGAAGACAUGCCUGAGUCUCCUGGAACUGAGAAACAAGACAAAGAGAAGGACCAUCGAGACUUUAAGAAGAACAAAGCAAUUAAGAGUUCUGGCAGUAUAGAGUCUUCAGAUCAGAAGAAGACCAGAGUAAAGCUUAAGAAAUUCCUCACGCGAAGACCCACCCUGCAGGCUGUCCGAGACAAGGGCUAUAUUAAAGAUCAGGUGUUUGGGUGCAGUUUGACUAGUCUCUGUGCCCGGGAGAACACCUGCGUUCCUAAUUUUGUGAAGAUGUGCAUUGAGCAUGUGGAGAACACAGGUUUAAAUAUAGACGGACUGUACAGAGUCAGUGGCAAUCUGGCAGUCAUUCAGAAGCUGCGCUUUGCUGUGAAUCAUGAUGAGCAGGUGGAUCUAGAUGACAGCAAAUGGGAGGAUAUCCAUGUGACCACUGGCGCUCUGAAGAUGUUCUUCCGGGAGCUUCCUGAACCCCUCUUCACCUAUGCCUCCUUUAAUGACUUUGUUAAUGCUAUAAAGCACUCAGACUACAAGCAGCGGCUCCAGGGAAUAAAAGACUUAAUCAAACAGUUGCCAAAACCAAAUCAGGAGACAAUGCAGGUUCUGUUCAAACACCUGAAAAGAGUGAUAGAUCACGGAGAAGCCAACAGGAUGACCACUCAAAGCGUGGCCAUCGUGUUUGGCCCAACGCUCCUGAGGCCUGAGACAGAGACGGGCAACAUGGCUGUCCACAUGGUCUACCAGAACCAGAUCGUAGAACUGAUCUUGCUGGAAUAUGAGAACAUAUUCGGCAGGUAGAGCGUCGGUGGUGUGUUCUACAUCUCUCAUGCUCACCUGCUAAUAAAAAGGUCCAGAGAACACCAUGCCAAAACACGACCGCCGCAGAAUCCACCAUGUUAAAGCAGGCUUCAGGCAGGCUUCAUUCGCUGUGGACCAAGCUUAGUAGAGAAACAAAUACUAAGAGAAGACGAGUGACUGAGUUACGGACGCUUGUGAUGGUGGCUGAAAAUAUUUCAAGUUUAUAGAAAGGUACUUUAUGCACUUCAUGCUUUUUUGGGCUUUUGAUGAUGUACAGAUUUUUUUUUUUGGUUACCAUUCCUGUGAAGGGGCUGCUUCUGCUCUUGGCUGAGAAUAAGCUGGAUAGUAUUGUGAACAGUUUAAAAUUCUCCAUUUGUGCUCUUGCUGAGGCUUGGAAAACUCACUCAUUGGACAUUUUGGACAAUAUGCUACUUUCUGGACCAGUAUGGCUGGCUUGAAGGAGACUGCUAUAUGGGCUAAGGAUUCUGGUAUAUGAAGUUUACCUUUGAAGUGUAUAUGUAUGGUGAAUACUGAAGAAUACUGAAACAAAAAGCUUCUGAAACUGGACUGGCAAUUAAUUGCAGCACAGAAUCCCACUAAUCUGCACUUGGUUUUUGUUUUGGACAUUUUAUUAUUUUUUUUGCUGUUGAAUUACAAUGGAAAUGGACUGUUCUGGACGGCAGUAUUAUUUCUCAGUGACUACUGUUCUGUGGAAAAGCAGUCAUUUACGAGGCUGAUCUGAAGAGGUAUGACUAAUGGCUUACUGUCAGUAUUAGAACUGGACUCUUUCAGGAAUUGAGAGGAUUGGGGUGACUUACUCUGAUGUGCUUUUUCAACUUUUUUGCUUCUAGCAUCUGCCCUUUUGACUGCAGGCUAACUACCAUUCUUUGAAAGAACUGGAAAGAAAUGUCCAUUUCUCUCCAAGAGUGGAUAUUACUGGAUUACUGGAUUUUUCAUCUCCUUUUGGCAACAUCUCACACCCAAUAGGAUCUCAGAACGGCUCGCUCUGAGCUUUUGAGGAACUCUCCACUGUAACUGGACUGAGACCGUAUUAAUGGCUUGUGUGCAAUCAGGCUUGUGGUCACGUCUGUGUUGAUUAUUUGAGGAUCAAAUGAAGCGUUUAUGUAUUGUGGAACAGUUGGCAACGUCACUUCGUUGCGUGUCUUCCAGUGGUUGUACCAGUUUAUACCAAUGUGCUGUUUCAAUGUUACCUACGCCUACUGCCCAGUAGGACCAGAAAAAAAUACCAAAUGUGACCAUGACCAGUGGCCAUGAAUUAUUUAGGAAUAUGUUAAAAGAUGAACUCCUUCCUCUCUCUGUCUUUGCCCCGCCCACAUUGUUGCUGUACUUUUUUCCUUUUAUAUCCUUUAUUCCCUUUUCCCUGCUUACUCCAUCUAUCCAUCUCUUACCCUCUCUAGCAUUACUGGAACCUGAAAACAGAGACGUUCAAGUUUGCAUCCAGUCCUGCCGCUACUGUUUCAAAUCAAUAGUGAUAGCGAUACUCCCCUUUCUUCCCUUCUUUCCUCUUCUUCUUCUUCCCUGUUCUUCUAUCUAUCCUUCUUACCCUAGUCUCCACAUCAAUAUAUCAACUGAGGGUACUGGAAAUAUGAGUGGCAUGGGGGUGUUCAGGCUGUACACGAAGUAAAAAUCCAUUUUGAUACCAGAUUUUGAAAGCAUGUGUACAGAUUCCCUUACAAACUUCAAAAGACUUAAUGAACCAAUUGUUAAAAAAAAAGCAGAUAAACAAUAAAGUGAGAAGAGAUUGCUCUAAUAUUAUAAACGUUAAGAAUAAUAAAUAUUAGAUAUUAAUUGCUUCAGAAGUUAAGAAGGGUUGGCAUUGCAAUGCAUUGUGAACAGCACAUUUUGAAUGUAAUUCUGAGACUAACUACUGUUUCUGACAUGGACGUGUCUAAUUCUGAUUAAAAAGAAUUCAAAUUA
Molecule: messenger RNA, 4928 nt
Organism: Astyanax mexicanus (Mexican tetra)
Lineage: Eukaryota; Metazoa; Chordata; Actinopteri; Characiformes; Acestrorhamphidae
Gene: arhgap12b
Product: Rho GTPase activating protein 12b
Exons: 20
Coding region: 261-2990 (909 amino acids)
Biological process (GO): regulation of GTPase activity; signal transduction
Cellular component (GO): cytoplasm
Molecular function (GO): protein binding
Source: RefSeq, a predicted model, not a curated record